AUGACUCCUAAGAAAGUGAUGGUAACUGUUUGGUGGUCUAGCACCGGUGUAAUUCAUCACAAUUUCUUACCAAACGGCAUGAACAUUACUGCAGAUAUGUACUGUGAAGAACUAAACACAAUAAUGGGGAAGCUCGCACGUCUCCAACCAGCUUUGGUUAAUCGCUCGGCUUCGCUGCUGCACGACAACGCGCGAUCUCAUACUGCACAGGAGACGGUCUCCAAGUUACAAGAGCUGGGUUUGGAAGUUCUCCGUCAUCCACCUUUGAAUAAUGAAUUUACCAAGUCAAAAACUUUUAUGAAACAACUAGUUCAGUUGGUAAACCUCAACGGAGUCACGCGCGGGUCAAUCAAGAGCAGUAGUAAUCCGGUUAAAUCCGGCUAG
Melitaea cinxia (Glanville fritillary) is the source of this 384-nucleotide messenger RNA. RefSeq names its product histone-lysine N-methyltransferase SETMAR-like. The transcript is spliced from 2 exons. Lineage: Eukaryota; Metazoa; Arthropoda; Insecta; Lepidoptera; Nymphalidae. The record is from RefSeq and is a predicted model, not a curated record. Gene Ontology annotation, molecular function: nucleic acid binding. The coding region runs from base 1 to 384 and encodes 127 amino acids.